Messenger RNA from Hipposideros armiger (great roundleaf bat), 2133 nucleotides. Its product is annotated as E3 ubiquitin-protein ligase TRIM22-like. The record is from RefSeq and is a predicted model, not a curated record. NCBI's taxonomy places the organism in Eukaryota, Metazoa, Chordata, Mammalia, Chiroptera, Hipposideridae. Gene Ontology annotation, molecular function: protein binding; zinc ion binding. The coding region runs from base 21 to 1514 and encodes 497 amino acids. The transcript is spliced from 7 exons.
AGCCUCAGCGGAGCAAGGCCAUGGAUUUUCCAGCACAAAUGAACAUAGCGGAGGAGCUGACCUGCCCCAUGUGCCUGCAGCUCCUGACAGAACCCCUGAGCCUGGACUGUGGCCACAGCUUCUGCCAAGCUUGCAUCACUGCAAACAAUGAGUCCGUGAGCGCCCCAGGAGGGGAAUGCCACUGUCCUGUGUGCCAGAGCAGAUACCAGCCUUGGAACCUGUGUCCUAAUCUGCAGCUGGCCAACAGAGUGAAGAAACUCAUGGAGGUCAACACGACGUCACAACAGUGGCAGGGGGCAGAUCUCUGUGAGCAGCACGGGGAAAACCGCCUUAUCUUCUGUAAGGAGGAUGGGAAGGCCAUUUGCAAGCUUUGUGUGCUGUCUGUGGAGCACCAUGGUCACCAAAUGUUCCCCAUUGAACAAGUGGCCCAGGAAUGUCAGGAGAAGCUACAGGAAGCUCUGAAGAGGCUGACAGAGGAGGAGCAGGAAGCUGACAAGAUAGAAGCUGACAUCAGUGACGAGAGAGCUACCUGGGAGAAUCAUAUGCAGACUGAGAGACAGAGGAUUCUGGAAUGGUUUGAUGAAAUGAGAGGCAUCUUGGACCAGGAGGAGCGGAAGGAGCUGCAAAAGCUGGAGGAUGAUGAAGUGAAUGUGCUGAAUGACUUGGCAGUGGCUAAAGAUCAGCUGGCUUGGCAGAGGCAGUGCAUGAGGGAGCUCAUCUUGGAUCUCCAGCAUCAGAUAUGGGGGUUAUCAAUAGACACACUGCAGGAUGUGAUGAAUGUCGUAAGAAGGAGCGAGAGCUGGACCUUGAAGAAGCCAAAAAUUCUUUCUGAGAAACUGAAGAGUGCAUUCCGAGCUCCAGAUCUGAGCAGGAUACUACAAUUGUUUAAAGGGUUGACAGAAGUCCAAAGCUACUGGGUGGACUUUAUGCUGAAUCCAGUCAAUGCUCUUUCGGGUGUUGUCCUUUCUGAAGAUCACAGACAAGUGACAGUUGAGAAGAGUUUUAUGUUUAAGAAUGUAUAUCCAUGCAACUUUUCUGCUUUUGAUGUCUUGGGUUGCCAAAAUUUCUCCUCAGGGAAAUAUUACUGGGAAGUAGAUGUGUCUGGGAAGAGAGCCUGGAUCUUGGGGGUAUUCAGUAACACAAGCAACCUCAAUAGAAAAAAAAGCUCUGGGUUUGUUUUUGACCCAAAUGUAAGUUACCAAAAUGUUUACUAUAGAUUCAGACCUGAAAAUGGCUACUGGGUUGUAGGAUUACAGAAUGAAUCUGAGUACAAUGCCUUUGAGGACUCUUCCACCGCUGAUCCCAAGGUCUUGACUCUUUCCAUGGCUGUUGUUCCCUGUCGUGUUGGCGUUUUCCUAGACUAUGAAGCAGGCACUGUCUCAUUUUUUAACGUCACAAACCACGGGUCACUCAUCUACAAGUUCUCUAAAUGUCGCUUUUCUCAAACUGUUUAUCCGUAUUUCAAUCCUUGGCACUGUCCAGCUCCCAUGACUCUGUGCCAGCCCAACUCCUGAACCUUUUCCUUCCCUCACCCACUUGCAGCAUCCCUGUCCCAGUGUCAUCUGUACCCUUCAUACCAUCUCUUCCUUGCUGUCUCUUUUUUAGAACUUUUCCUCAUCCUUGGGAUCUGCACUGUUUCUGGCUUGAGUUAGGAGAGGAGCUCAUUCAUCCAUUUUUGUAUUCUCAAAGAAAGACAUCAGAGUCCCUCCUAAAGACAGAGCAGGAUUGGUAUAGCAUCUUUGGCCUUUUAUUUAUCCAUAUUUUCCUUUAUCAGUGUCCUGAAGAGAUAUGGCUAAGCCUGUCUUCCACCAUCCAUGAUCCUAGGACAGUUCAUAAUAACCCCUAUCCACCACCAACAACAAAGGAGUCCUUGAGUGUAGGUCUGUUUGUUGCCCAGGAUAUAGCAAGGAAAGAAAAACAAAAGUAAUAUAUAUACUCAGAGUGAAAAUUCUGUGUUCAGAGUGUUUCACUUCAUCCUGUCUUUUAUAAGCUGUGUAAUAAUGAAUAAAUCUGGGUUUCUUUUUCCCAAAAUAGAUAUUGAGUUUUAAAACUAUUCCUAACUCUUAAUGUCAUUGUCUACAACUUCCACUCAAUGAAACGUACCUACGUAAGUGUCCUGCACAAUAUAAUAAA